This is a messenger RNA of Saccostrea echinata, 1413 nucleotides long. RefSeq names its product acetylcholine receptor subunit alpha-like 2. The transcript has a single exon. Gene Ontology annotation, molecular function: extracellular ligand-gated monoatomic ion channel activity; neurotransmitter receptor activity; transmembrane signaling receptor activity. The record is from RefSeq and is a predicted model, not a curated record. NCBI's taxonomy places the organism in Eukaryota, Metazoa, Mollusca, Bivalvia, Ostreida, Ostreidae. Gene Ontology annotation, biological process: chemical synaptic transmission; monoatomic ion transmembrane transport; regulation of membrane potential. Gene Ontology annotation, cellular component: neuron projection; synapse; membrane. Bases 1 to 1413 code for a protein of 470 amino acids.
AUGGAAAUAAUUUUAAGGGUUUUACUAUUGUUUCAACUUAUUUUUAUUAGUUUGUGUCAAUGCCAAAGGAACACUAAUUCAAAUUUGGAUUUAUACUACCAUCUUUUAGACCCUUCUAGAUAUAUCCCAAAAAUCAUACCGAUAUGUGGAAAACAAGAAAAAGUUACUGUUAAAAUAGAAAUGGCAUUGAGAGACAUUGUGGAAGUUAAAGAAAAACAACAGUUAAUUCGCCUAAAAAUAUGGGUUCGUUUGAAAUGGAGGGACUGCAAGCUGCAGUGGGAUCCCUCACAGUAUAAAAAUCAGACCGAGUUGAUUGUACCAUACUCCGAAAUUUGGAUCCCCGAUAUUACCCUUUACGAGGGAGUCAGUGAUGAAGGAAAUAUGCCUGAUAUGGACGACUAUAGAGCUAGCAUAAGCCACACUGGGGACGUGACGUACAAUUUCCCAAGCAUCGUCACAGUCGUAUGUAAAUUUAACGUGGCGUACUUUCCAUUUGAUCACCAAAUGUGCAGCAUGAAGUUCGGCUCCUGGAUAUACUCGGGGAGGAAUAUUGACUUGGAGAAAAUCAAGGACAAGGUAGAUGUUUCUAGUUUUCGUAAACAUAAUGAGUGGAAUGUUGUAGAAACAGCUGCAGUUAGACACAACAUUUAUUACGGUUGUUGUCCAGACCCGUAUCCGGAUGUCACGUUUCACAUUCAUAUCAGAAGAAAUCCUUUAUUUUAUGUGAUAACAAUUAUUUUUCCAUGUAGUUUGAUAAAUCUCUUGUCCUUCAUGGGUUUUGUACUCCCUCCAUUUUCCGGAGAAAAGAUUUCAAUACCGAUAACGGUUCUCCUCUCCACAACAGUGUUCUUGUUGCUUGUACAAGACAAAUUUCCGUCGGCGUCUGAAGACUUCCCCCUUCUUGCUAUGUAUUUUGCAAUUUGCAUGUUACUUGUAUGUAUCUCGUGCGUGUUUUCCAGUAUAGUUUUGCAUGUGUACAAUAAAUCACCCGAGGAACACCAGAUUUCCCCAUUAUUUCGAACGAUUUUCUUGGACAAGGUCCGAAAAAUCAUGUGUGUCAAAUUUGAUAAAGUCAUAAGGGAAGAUGAGCUCGUUCAAAUCAAGGACAUUCGGUACUUGGAUAAGGAACCAAAAGAUAUUAUUCAACAACAAUGUGUAGAAAUACGCAAAGAAGAGCCUUAUUUAGGCAGGAAACUUUCGUUUGGAAAGGGUGAAAUUCCAGAAUAUUCCCACGAAAAUAAUGUCCAUGCUUAUUAUGACCACCAAAAGGGUCACAUCACAAAUGAAUGGGAGCUCUUCGCAUGCAUAUUGGAUCGCUUUUUUAUGUUCGCCUAUUUGUGUUUAGCUUUGACAAAUUGCGUUGUUUUUACUGUUAUCAUGAUUAACUACGAAGGACAAGACAUUCCGAUGUAA